This is a messenger RNA of Racocetra persica, 149 nucleotides long. Lineage: Eukaryota; Fungi; Glomeromycota; Glomeromycetes; Diversisporales; Gigasporaceae. The record is from the annotation of a GenBank genome assembly.
UUCGACCAUACAAGAAAAUACUUCCUCAAAAUAUAUAUGAAGACCUUAUGUCACAUUAUUUAGCCGAUACAGAACCAAGAACAGUCAAUUUAUCUCCGAGGAUGGGACGUUGGAGAAUUGAUUCAGUGAUAAUUAAACCCAAGCAUGCG